UGAUGUUGGUACUAUACAAUUAUUUCCUUUUCUUAUUUUUGCCUUUUUCAUUUCAGGACCAGCCUCAUUGUGUUCCCGAAGGUCAAAAAUGCCCUCUUUUACACCGACAAGAAUCAUUCGAUCAAGCUCGACAGCCGACAUUUAUCAAUUCGCUACCUCGGGCCUCAGAGCACAAAAAUUGGCGGAGGCGGCGGAGGAGGAGGUGCCGGUAGUGGCGGCGGCGGCGGUAAUAAUAGUGUUUCUGGUGGCAACAAACCUGCCACCGCUCCCGGCAGCAAUCAGCCUAAGAUUAAGCCCCGGAGUGAACCACCGCCCAAAGCUAAUCCUCAGCCUGACCCGAAGCCUAAAGAGUCAGAGGAUGACAAAAUUGUGGUGAUUCAAAAUCUACCGAAAGGAAUCGGUAAAAUUGGCGUGUUGCAGAUUAUCCCCACAGCAAAGAAGGUCAAUUUUAAGGGGCCACCAAAGAAAUCCAAGUUUGAGUCUGCCUUGUUGGAGUUCAACACUAUAGCUCAGGCGAAUGCUGUUAUCAAGAAGAACGGUCAGUUGAGAGUUGGUGACCACACACUCUUCAUUGAAUCCAUGACUAAUCACAAAAGGCGGCCGAAGAACCAACUCGAAGGACCUUUCCAUGAACAGACUCCCCCAAAGUCAUCCAACGAGGCCAAAGACAGAGGUGGUGGCGGUGGCAAUGACAAAUCCAACCAACAGAAAAUGGCGCAGGGAGCCAUGGGUUCCGGCCCCAACGAGGACAAGCGCUUUGUGUUUAUGAGUAAGCGCGGAGGUGACCAACAGCAAUCUCUUGGUCCAGAGAUGGGCCAGUAUGAGAAAGAUUUAACAAACCUUUUCAACUUUCCCAAAGCUGGGACCAACCCUGCUGCUCUCCAGUACGGCUUGGCUGCUCUGGAGAACUUGUUAUCGCGGGCCGCAAAAAUGGGGAUGAAUGAGCUGAAGAGCCUAUUAACGGCGAACCCCCGACUGCACCAACUCUUUGCAGAGAACCAGGACUUUCAGCCCCGCCUGCAGAAGUUGUUUGCCCAUAACCAGGACUUCCAACCCCAGCUGAAACGGUUGUUUGCUGCAAAUCAGGUUUUCCUUCCCAAACUGCAAAUGCUUAUUGCAGCCUCCAGCCAGCAGCAACAGAGCAAAGAGAACCUCAACUUCAACAUGGGGUCCCUCGGUCCCUUCGGACCUCACGGGCCCCUCCGACCGCAAGGUCACCCGAUGGGGCCACCCCAGGGCUCCAUGAGGCCACCGUCGGGAUCUGUCAGGCCGUCGCAAGGAUCUGGCCGGAUGAUGCAGGGCCCGGGCGGGCCGCCGAUGAGCAUGCAGGAGCAGCAAGCGUUUAAGAAAGAGAUGAUGGUGAGACAACAGCGCCGGAUGUACAGUGCGGCACGUGGCGCCGCCGACGACGAGGAGGAGGAGGAGGAGGAGGAGGAUGAUAACAACGAAAGGGGUUACCGCGAGGAGCAAGGAUUCGGCAACGCUCGGAACUUCCCCGGCAGGGACGGCGGCUCUGGGCCCUGGCCGAAACAGGACGAGGGUCGGUCCCAGCCGCACCCUAGAAUGUUUGACGAGGAGCCAGGCUUUCCCUUCCGUCGCCGUAUGAACUUUGAGGGCGACGACGAUGAUAGAAGACCCCCGUCUCAGCACCACCAUCACCGCCGCCAACAGCAGCAGCAACAACAACAACAGCAGCAUCAUCAUCAUCAUCAACAACAUCAACAAAAACAGCCAAUGUUUACAGAAGAGAUGGAGGAAUUUGCUGAAAAGCAGCGUGUGCUGUACGACCAGGAGAGCGAAAACCGUGACCGGCCGCCGGCCUCCCCCUCCUCCAAGCGCCGUAUGUUCGGGGCGAACGAGGACUCGAUGUAUAGCGAGGACCAGGCGCUGCUACACUCGGGGAGACAGCAAGGGUUUUACAAGGGCAGAGGUGGGGGCGACGAUGACGACUUUGCUCCCCCCCACAAGCGACGGGCGAUAUACGUCGACGAACCCGAGAGGGGAGGACCGAAUCGCCAUCAGAGGCCCUUCGGAGGCGGCGGAGGAGGAGGAGGUGGAGGUGGUGGAGGAGAUAACCUGCAAGAUUUUAAUGAGGGCCCUAGAAUGUAUGGGGCUUUUGGCGGCAGCGGUGGUGGUGGUGGGAGAGACAAUUUUGGUGGUGGCGGAAGAGACAACUUUGGCGGUGGUGGUGGUGUCGAUCCCAGCAACCAGGAAGGAGGAGGCUUUGAUGGAUCUCGGAACAGGGAGUAUCCAGGCUCCAGACCUUACGACGAAUUUAGACAUCGCGGAGGUGGCGGCAAUGGUGGUGGUGGUGGUGGCCGUCUUGGCGUGGAAGACGACCGUAUGGGAGGAGACGCUGGCGGACGGAAAUCCCGGGAGAUGUUCGACGAAAACAUGGACUUUCCUAACCGAAAUCCGAAGAUGUUUGGACACAACGAGCCUUUCCAUAGUCACGGGGGUAGCGACAGCUUUUCGGGGUCAAUGAUGCCCCCUCAACAAUCCAAUUUGGACACGAGCGCUCCCGGCCCCAGCAUUGGUGAAACGAAACUCAACUACGUCUCCUUUGAUUAUAACCACCAGCACUCUAAUGUUCCCCUAACGGACAUGGAGCCGUUCAGUAACAACCCCGGAAAUUUCUCAGCCGGUGGCGCUGGCAGUGUUUCGCCCUCGUCCAUGAUGGGACAGGACAGCGGCAACAACGCCCCCUACGAUAGGCACGGCCCCUCCAUGUCGAGAAGUGCUGGAGGCGACGAUGGUAACCAGUUUGGCCAGAGGGGUAUGGAACCGUCUGGUCCUGGUUUUGACAACGAAAUGGAUCAGUCGUACUCCUCGCGGGACGACCAGUUUGGCCAGAGGCCCCCUCAGUUUGGUGUCGGUUCGAGAAACCUGAAGUCAGCCCUGAAGAAUAGCUCUGCUUAUAGGUUUGAGGACAGUUCCAUGUCGGCCGGGAACUCCGACCAGGGCAAGGACGUUCAUAGCGGUGACUUUGGCAGUAACAACAACAACAACCGGAUGUCAGAUCCGAGUGAAAAUCCGGACUCUGGAAGGGGUUUCAGGGACCGGGACCAUGAAGAGAGAGACACGUUUAUGGGCACUUGGAGGAGCCCCCUUGGUAUGGGAAACUACCAGCAGGAGAGAGGAGACGACGUGGGCAGACCCGGAAGCGGGUUCGGUGAUGAUAUGAGCGGCAACAGACAGAUGGAUGACACGGCCAGUGUGGAGCAGCAGCAGAUGUCGGGCAGCGGUAGCUUCCAUGGGAAUAUGGAUCGUGGCGGGUUUCAGUACGGUGGGAAUGCGAGGGGUCAGUCCGACGGCGGAGAGGAUUUCCCGGAUUGGGGCCGCCAGAGGGACGGCGAAAACGAGGGUUUUGGAGUCGGGAGGGAUAGCAGCGGUGGUGCUGGUGACAGUGGUCGUAGGAUGCAGAUGGGCGAGUCCCACGACUACGGACACAAGAGCAGUGAGGGCUAUAACAGGUAUUACGGUAGUGGUGGUGGUGGUGGUGGUGGCGGUGGCGGCGGUAGUGAUAGCCUCGGUGAUGACAGACCUUCCUACCCCAGCCGUGGCGCCAACAAAAACAACGACGACGACAUCGAAGAUCCUGGUUACAACGUGAAGUGGGGCCAAGGGGUCGGUAGCCUGGAUCGAGGUUCGUCGAGGGAACGUAGCUGGAUGUCCCGGGGCGACCCUGCGGACUAUCGCCGCGUCGAGGACGACAACAACAACGACGACGACGAUAGGGGCAAAGGGGCCGGUUACGGUUUCCAGUCGGACAGCGAGAACAGAGGGAGCCACUUGUACGAGGACAACUGGCAGCAGAGCGGGGAUUACCGCCACCACGAUAGCAAGUCGGAUUAUCCGGGAGACGGAGCUGGUGGUCAUAGAAUCGAGUCGUCGUUCCGGCGCGGGGUCAGCUACGGCCGAGACGAGGACCUGGAAGAACCGGCGCGCGAUGAGGAGGCCCCGUACUAUCGUUCCGGCAGGAGUGUUGCGUUUGAGAGGGACAACUAUAGUUAUAACGAGGAAUAUGACAAUGGCGGUAACGAGAGUAAUACUAAUGUGGAUGAAGGCGGUUAUUAUAGUGGGGGCGGGGCUGCUAUGGAGCAGAAUUUGUCCGACGAUAGGGAGAGCUACAGAAGGCAGGAGAGAUAUGGGGAGCAGAAAAUGGAAGAGGAUUUUGAACAGGACGGCUCUGAUCCUCCCCUUGGCUGGAGAAGCUCCUCAUCGAAACAGGACGGCUCUGACCCUCCGCUUGGCUGGAGAAGCUCUUCAUCGAAACAGGACGGCUCUGACCCACCGCUUGGCUGGAGAAACCCCGGGUCGAAACAAGACGGCUCCGACCCUCCGCUCGGCUGGAGAAACCCCGCGUCGAAACAGGACGGUCCCGACCCCCCGCUCGGCUGGAGGAACCACAAGUAUUUUUCCUCGUCGCCAUCCAAGUCGGAUCCCCCGUCCUCGUCGAGGAGGGGCCGGGACGACGCGGAAGGUGGCGGCAGCUGGGAGAGGAACCAACGCGGUUCUGGGUACCACGGCGACCGAUCCGGCGGGGAACAAGGGCAUCGAAGAGGGCGGUCGUCGCGCAGUAACCGGUCGUACGGCCGCAAUUCCAACCGCGACAGAGCAGGAUCGAGGUGCGGCGGCGGCGGUGGUGGUCGAGGUUCCUACGGCGACGCGUCCGAAGGUGACGCGAAUACCGGCGGCGGCAGCAAGGAGGACCAGUACGGGCAAGACACGAUGCGGAAGGUCGUAAUGUCGAGGGACUGGAAAGGCGACGGAGGAGGCGGAGGGGAGAUGAUGCGUCGCCACCACAAGCAGUCGAGGUGGAACUAAGGUCCCGUGGGCUCUCACACGGUCGAGGGAACAGCUUACGGUCGAAAAACGAACAAGCAAGUGGAAGCUGCAAUACGAGUCGAGGGACGGCCAUCUCGGCAGUUUCUUCCAACACGGCAAAA
Molecule: messenger RNA, 4949 nt
Organism: Octopus sinensis (East Asian common octopus)
Lineage: Eukaryota; Metazoa; Mollusca; Cephalopoda; Octopoda; Octopodidae
Exons: 7
Coding region: 580-4827 (1415 amino acids)
Source: RefSeq, a predicted model, not a curated record